Messenger RNA from Dovyalis caffra, 489 nucleotides. The record is from the annotation of a GenBank genome assembly. NCBI's taxonomy places the organism in Eukaryota, Viridiplantae, Streptophyta, Magnoliopsida, Malpighiales, Salicaceae.
AUGGAAGAGGAUGGAACUGUGAUGAGGAGAUGGGAGGAGAUGGACAUUGAUAUCUUGGUGAAGAUAUUCCAGUCAUUAACUGUGUUUGAAUUAACUUCAGGCAUUGCUCAUGUUUGUAGCGCGUGGCGCUUGGCUGCUUGUGAUCCCUUGCUGUGGAAAACCCUUGAUUUGUCCAUGUUGAAAUCUAAUUUCAUCAAAAUCCCAUUAGAGCCUUAUGUGUAUGUGCACUGUCAUUCUGAUAAGACAUUGACUCGAAUCUUGAAGAUUUCGUUGAGUCUCAGCCGGGGAAAUAUAACCUCGCUGUUUUUUCACUGCAAUUUGUAUGUAAGCGAGGAGCAGUUGACUUAUACUGCUGAAAGGUGCCCACGCCUUAGAAGACUUGUUUUACCAGCAUGGAAUCGAGUAGAGACUGUAAUGAUCAAAGCUAUUGAUCUGUGGAAAGAUCUUGAAUCCCUGACCAUGCCUAGCAUAGCGAACCCCCUCGACUAG